Molecule: messenger RNA, 1049 nt
Organism: Pantherophis guttatus
Lineage: Eukaryota; Metazoa; Chordata; Lepidosauria; Squamata; Colubridae
Gene: SWI5
Product: SWI5 homologous recombination repair protein
Biological process (GO): double-strand break repair via homologous recombination
Cellular component (GO): Swi5-Swi2 complex; Swi5-Sfr1 complex
Source: RefSeq, a predicted model, not a curated record
GCUCGAGACGCGUCCGCGCAGGCGCGGGAGGUGGCGCAUGCGCCCUUCUGCUUCCCGCCUGUAAUGGCCGCCCUGCUGUAUUUUUUCUGCCCUUUUUAUUUUUCUUGGUCUUCAUUGAUCUUUGACAGAGAAGAGGAGAGGUAUCCCUGCAAGAAAUAAGACAACAAUCUCAGUUUUUGGACCACAACCUAGCAAACAAGAUGUUUAUGGAUUACGCACGACCGUGAGCUGCAAAAAUCCAUUUAUUCUUUCUGUUCCUGACAACUGUAUGAAUCACCAGAUGCAGAAGGAAAAGGAAGUGGUUGCGGAUUGCAGUUCUACCGCUGGCUUGGAAAAUAUUCUGGCUAAACAUGAACACGAAUCCCCUUUGAAUCAAGGGGGCAAGCAUAACCUGGGAUUAAGGGGGAAAAUCUCCCCCAAACCUUUAAUGGGGAGGACAUCUCAAGCAGCCCGGAGAAGUUGUAAUGCAAGCUUCAAAUCUCCGGUUCUUCCUCCGAGGAGCUGUCAGCCUGCCGAUAAGGACAUUUUGCAGCACGAAAUCGAAGAGCUAAAACGCAAGGAGCUCGCUGUGGAUCAGGAAAUAGCCCAAAUCAAGACCGAAGGAUACAACCUGGAGGAACUGGAAAACCACAUUACUCUGCUUCAUGAAUACAACGAGAUCAAAGACGCCGGACAAAUGCUUUUAGGCAGAUUGGCUGCGAUCAGGGGCGUCACCACCAAAGAUCUCUACCCUGAAUUUGACCUGGACCUUAAUGAUUAGGCGGGAUGUAAAACGUUGACGCACCACCUAGACUGUGGAAAUAUAAUACGGGGUGAAAAAACAACCACUGUAAGUUCAUUAUUCCCCCUGGAAAUAUCGAUGAAAGAAUAGCUUUAAUUUUGGGGGCAAAAAUAAAUCAUUUAACGGAUGGAGAAGCUGUUGGGUUUAUUGCUGCCAUUUAGAGAUGGAAAAGAACAGAAUUUUCUGCACUGGAUUGAGGAAUUGUUAAUGGUCUUAUUCGUUGCGAGAGUUGACCAGGCUUAAAAUAUAAAACCAUAAAAAUAGCAAA